GUUUACAUAUAGACUCUAAAUCGCUUUCUAUCGUUGCAGCCAUGUACAUGGUACUGAUAUGGUCAGCCAUCAGACUUCAAAUGCUUACCGUCAAACCGCCCCAAUGCAGUGCAUUUCUGCUGCCAACCAGAGUCUGUACUAAGUGGAGAUUGAUCCCGUUCAUUUCCAAGAACCAGAGAGACGCGUGCCGACGAUGCAGUACCCCCAAGCAUACGUUGUGAUUUUGGCGAAAGGUGUGCUUGAGCUAGCGGGAAAAUUUUCAGGCCCCAUUCGUGCUUCGGGUUGGCCAGCCGCGGCUGCCAUGUUUGGAUAGAGCAGUGAUCAGCAGGUCGUCGUGGUCAUCAAG
Ilyonectria robusta is the source of this 346-nucleotide messenger RNA. RefSeq lists its product as uncharacterized. The transcript has a single exon. The record is from RefSeq and is a predicted model, not a curated record. Bases 42 to 221 code for a protein of 59 amino acids. NCBI's taxonomy places the organism in Eukaryota, Fungi, Ascomycota, Sordariomycetes, Hypocreales, Nectriaceae.